This is a messenger RNA of Callithrix jacchus (white-tufted-ear marmoset), 2496 nucleotides long. RefSeq names its product ankyrin repeat and SOCS box containing 6 (gene ASB6). The record is from RefSeq and is a predicted model, not a curated record. Lineage: Eukaryota; Metazoa; Chordata; Mammalia; Primates; Cebidae. Gene Ontology annotation, molecular function: protein binding. Gene Ontology annotation, biological process: intracellular signal transduction.
UGCCGCGCGGGGCCCGCGGCGAUGCCGUUCCUGCACGGCUUUCGGAGGAUCAUCUUCGAGUACCAGCCGCUGGUGGAUGCGAUUCUGGGCUCCCUGGGGAUCCAGGACCCCGAGCGGCAGGAGUCCCUGGACCGGCCCAGUUAUGUCACCAGCGAGGAGAGCCGAAUCCGUGUUCUCACCGAGCUGCUGGAGAGGAAAGCCCACUCUCCUUUUUACCAGGAAGGCGUGAGCAACGCCCUGCUCAAGAUGGCUGAGUUGGGGCUGACACAAGCUGCCGACGUUCUCCUGCGGCAUGGGGCCAAUCUCAACUUUGAAGACCCAGUCACCUACUACACGGCUUUGCACAUCGCCGUCUUGCGGAACCAGCCAGACAUGGUGGAGCUGCUGGUGCAUCAUGGGGCCGACAUUAAUCGGAGGGACCGGAUCCAUGAGAGUAGCCCCUUGGACCUGGCCAGCGAGGAGCCCGAGCGCCUGCCCUGCCUGCAGCGCCUCCUGGACCUUGGAGCAGACGUCAAUGCUGCUGACAAGCAUGGAAAGACCGCUCUGCUCCACGCUCUGGCCAGCAGCGACGGGGUGCAGAUCCACAAUACUGAGAACAUCCGACUCCUACUGGAAGGAGGGGCUGAUGUCAAGGCCACCACCAAAGAUGGGGACACGGUGUUCACCUGCAUCAUCUUCCUGCUUGGCGAGACUGUGGGAGGGGACAAAGAGGAGGCCCAGAUGAUCAACCGCUUCUGCUUCCAAGUCACACGGCUGCUGCUGGCGCAUGGGGCUGACCCCAGCGAGUGCCCGGCCCACGAGUCCCUCACCCACAUCUGCCUCAAGAGCUUUAAACUGCACUUCCCCCUCCUGCGCUUCCUGCUGGAGUCCGGAGCUGCCUACAACUGCUCCCUGCAUGGUGCAUCCUGCUGGUCUGGCUUCCACAUCAUCUUCGAGAGGCUCUGUUCCCACCCAGGCUGCACGGAAGACGAGAGCCACGUGGACCUCCUGCGCAAAGCUGAGACUGUUCUGGACCUCAUGGUAACCAACUCUCAGAAACUCCAGCUGCCCGAAAACUUCGAUAUCCACCCUGUGGGCAGCCUGGCAGAAAAGAUCCAGGCGCUCCACUACUCCCUGAGGCAGCUGGAGAGCUAUCCCCCGCCCCUCAAGCACCUGUGCCGUGUGUCUAUCCGGCUCUACCUUCAGCCAUGGCCUGUGGACGUGAAGGUCAAAGCCCUGCCUCUGCCCGACAGGCUGAAGUGGUACCUUCUUAGCGAGCACAGUGGCUCCAUGGAAGAUGACAUCUGACAGGUCUCAGGCUACAGGAAUGGGGGCAUGGGCAGCUUAGGUCAGCUUGUUGGUGGAACCUGGGACAGACAACCUUAGAGGAGGGUCUUUCUUAAUCUAGGGGAAGAGACGGGAUCCUUCAUGAGAAAAGCCAGCCAGGCAGAGCCGGAGGCUGUGAUGACUCCAGUGGUGGUGUGGCUCCGUGUGUUCCAGAGACUGCCCCUUCCCCCAGCGGCACUCCAAGUCUCACCCAUGUUGGAAAAAGGGACAGGGCUUAGAUUUAAGUCAUAUUUAUGGACGGGUGCAGUGGCUCACGCCUAUAAUCCCAGCACUUUGGGAGGCCGAGGUGGGUGGAUCACGAGGGCAAGAGAUUGAGACGAUCCUGGUCAACAUGGUGAAACCCCGCCUCUACUAAAAAUACAAAAAAAAAAAUUUGCUGGGCGUGGUGGGUGGCACAUGCCUGUAGUCCCAGCUCUUCCGGAGGCUGAGGCAGGAGAAUUGCUUGAACCCAGGAGGCAGAGGUUGCGGUGAGCCGAGAUCAAGCCAUUGCAUUCCAGUCUGGGCAACAAGAGCGAAACUCUGUCUCAAAAAAAAAAAGAUUUAAGUCAUAUUUAUGUCCUCUGAAUUGGAGGGCAGCACCAGGGCAUUUGCAGAAGCUGGGCGGGACCAAGGCUUAACGUUCCUAGGGCUGCGGGGAUGUUGUUCGCUGCACACGGCAGUAUAGCUGGAGGUAAGGAAGCCAGGGGCACAUCCUGUGUGGGGCUGCCAGCAAGGCCUCACCCCUACCCCUUUUCCUUCCAGGUUCUGUUCCAGAGUAUGUCUGGUGGGUUCUGGGGGAGAAGGCACUAGGGGCCACCACGGGCUUGUCUUCAUGGUAUUGAAAGUCAAGCUGGCCUCUGCUGGUUGCUGUAGCUCUGGGGCCAGGUCAGCCGCGGCCCCACCCACCAGAACUGUGCCUCUAGGGGCAGCUGUGCUUGUGCCAAACCCAGGGCCUCGGCGACCAUGACUUCUGCUAAAAAGCAAUCAUGAGCAGGAGGCUGGGGCCAGCCCUCUGAAGGGUCUCCUGUGAGGUGCUCACUUUGGAGCAGGCUGAGAGCCCACUGUACCACCCAGCCAUGUCUUCAGUCCCUUCCAGGUUGCGUUGGUCAUUGUGGAUGGUGUCAAUGCCUCUGGGGAUAACUGAGGCGACUACAUGACAUAUUUAUAAGAUUAAACUGACUUUGGCCUUAA